Microthlaspi erraticum is the source of this 1041-nucleotide messenger RNA. NCBI's taxonomy places the organism in Eukaryota, Viridiplantae, Streptophyta, Magnoliopsida, Brassicales, Brassicaceae. The record is from the annotation of a GenBank genome assembly.
AUGGGGAAAGACUUCAAAAGUAUGGUGACACGAUGCAUCUACGUCGGAAAAGAGAACGAUAACGUCAAGAAGCUGAAAUCCGCGACGGAGGAGCUCAAGGAUCUACGCAGCAAUGUGAUGAAAAGAGUCAAAAUGUACGAAGACCAGCAGAAGCUUAAGCGGCUCGAAAAAGUCCAGGUUUGGCUUAGACAAGCCGAUGGAGCGAUCAAAGAAGCAGAAGAGAUGAUGAUGAAUGUGAUUUCUUCUUCUUCUUCUUCGAAAGGUUCGAGCGUGAUGAUGAGAAGUAGUCACAAGAUGGACAAGAAGCUUUGCAAGAAGCUCAAAGAGGUUCAAGAGAUAAAGAGCCGAGGAACAUUCGAUGCGGUGGUUGAGAAUAGUGGCGUUGGUGGUGGUGGAUCGAUGAUGAUCUCGACCGCUGAUAGAGAUGAUCAGACGAUUGGACUGGAUGCGGUUUCGGGGUUAGUGUGGAGGUGCAUGACAGUGGAUAACACCGGGAUAAUCGGCUUGUUCGGCGUGGAAGGUGUUGGGAAGACGACCGUGUUGACACAGGUCAACAAUAGGUCGUGGACGAGCAAGACCGACGAAGAGAAAGCCGGUAAGAUCUUCGAGAUACUUAGCAAGAGACGGUUUGCUUUGUUCCUCGACGACGUUUGGGAGAAAGUCGAUUUAGUGAAAGCUGGUGUGCCACUGCCGGACGGACAGAACAGAUCAAAGAUUGUAUUCACAACCUGUUCGGACGAGGUUUGUCGGGAAAUGGGAGCACAAACGAAGAUCAAAAUGGAGAAGCUACCAUGGGAGAGAGCUUGGGACUUGUUUAAGAAGAAUGCCGGAGAUGAGACAGUGAAGAGUCACCCUGAUAUAACCAAGGUGGCUCUGGUCACAAUCGGCCGGGCCAUGGCUUCUAAGAAAACACCUCAGGAGUGGCGUGACGCUCUGUACAUCUUGAGUAACUCUCCUCCCAAUUUCUCAGGUUCAUGCUAUACUAUUAGUUUUAUUAUUACUACAUUAACCUGCAUUUGUGUGUGCGUGUAUUAUCAAUAA